Messenger RNA from Aedes aegypti (yellow fever mosquito), 4099 nucleotides. It is a transcript of the gene Prp39, whose product is annotated as pre-mRNA-processing factor 39. Lineage: Eukaryota; Metazoa; Arthropoda; Insecta; Diptera; Culicidae. Gene Ontology annotation, molecular function: protein binding. Bases 64 to 3618 code for a protein of 1184 amino acids. Gene Ontology annotation, cellular component: commitment complex; U1 snRNP; U2-type prespliceosome. Gene Ontology annotation, biological process: RNA processing; mRNA 5'-splice site recognition. The record is from RefSeq and is a predicted model, not a curated record. The transcript is spliced from 8 exons.
GUCACCGCGUCGCUCUUCCAGUACGGCGGCGAAUUCAGCGCCAGACAGACAGACGAAAAAAAGAUGGCUAGUGUAAGUGAUGAAGACAUCGCCGUUGCGGAAGAAACAGGCCGCAGAUCAACUCGUUCCAAACGGGGCAAAACUCCUCAACCGGCUGCUCCGACGACGACGCGAUCUUCACGGCGGAACAGAAAACAGCCGGAACCGGAAGAAGUGCCGGAGGAGAAACCUGCCGCUGAAGAGGCUGCAGUGGACUCGGACGAACCGGACACCAAACAGGUCAUGGAACAGCUGCAGGAUCUGAUUGUCCCGGUGCUGGAAGGGCAGAACAAGACAGCCGAUGAAAACAGUUCUACGAAUCUGUUCGAAGAGUUUCAGGUGGACACGAAAUCGUCAUCGGAUAAAGAAGACCCCGGUGGAGCUCCGGAAGAAUGUGUCUUCAUAGCCAACUUGGCAGCCGAGGAAAAUGCCAACAGCCUACCUUCGGUAAUAGACGAAAAUUCAGCCUCUCGACCGGCUGCGGUCUCGUCCGUUGAAGAAACACUGGAAGACGUUCCGGUCGCACCGGAACCUCCUUCGCUAAACUUGAACGGCGACAACGACGCCGAUGAAGUGACCGGCAGCAGCGAUCAUGCCCUGGCCGAAAACGUCGCCAAUGGUCUCUGCGAGGAAGACGAUUCCAAAAACACCGAUCUAGACGCGGAAAUGGUUUCAGAGGACGAACUUCCGCAACCAGUGCAGCCUCAGGUUCACGACGCCGAAGAAGUAUCGGACGAUGAACUGCCGGGACCAAACCGGGCCGAACUACCACCGGAUGCGGAAGUGGUUUCCGAAGACGAGCUACCCAAACCCGAAGUGGAGCUCCCAACUGGUACGGAUAACGUUUCGGAUGAGGAACUGCCAGCCCCGGAAAAGGCAGAGCUCCCAGAGGACGCUGACAACGUCUCCGAUGAAGAGCUACCGGCACCCAAGAAGGCGGAAAUUCCUGCAGACGCCGACAUUGUUUCGGACGAAGAACUCCCUGCACCGAAGAAAGCAGAAAUCCCAGCCGAUGCCGACAACGUGUCCGAUGAGGAACUACCUGCCCCGAAGAAGGCAGAAAUCCCGGAAGACGCCGACAAUGUUUCGGACGAAGAUCUCCCCCCACCCAAGCAAGCCGAACUCCCCGAAGACACGGAGAACGUCUCGGAUUCGGAGCUACCGGUUGCGAAAAAGGCAGACCUUCCGGCCGAUACGGACAACGUGUCGGACGAGGAGCUGCCCGAUUCGGCCAAAAAGCGCAAACGCAAGGCGUCCGAGCUGGAGGACGGGGAGGGUUCCAACAAGAAGAAGGACCCCGAAGGCGGCAAGGGGGAGAAGCUGUCCAAGGCGGACGCCAAGGAGAAGAAGGAAUCAUCGGCCAAGCGCAAGCUGGAGAAGGACGACGACAAGGCGGAGAAAUCCGGAGAGGCUCCGGAGAAGAAGACCAAAGUGGAUGCCCCCGUUGAGCCCGAAAAGAAGAAACUGCCCGACUUGGAUAAGUACUGGAAGGCAGUCAACGAUGAUUCCACCGAUUUCACUGCCUGGACUUACCUUCUUCAAUACGUUGAUCAAGAAAAUGACAUCGAAGCGGCCCGCGAGGCGUACGACGCCUUCCUGGCCCACUAUCCGUACUGCUACGGCUACUGGCGCAAGUACGCCGACUACGAGAAACGCAAGGGCAGCAAGCGCAAGUGCGAGGAGGUCUUUGAACGAGGUCUGAAGGCGAUCCCGCUGUCGGUUGAUCUGUGGAUCCACUAUCUGGCACACGUUAAAGCAAACCAUGCCGAUGACGAAGCGACGAUUCGGUCCCAAUUCGAGCGGGCCCUGGCUGCGUGCGGUUUGGAAUUCCGAUCGGAUAAGCUGUGGGAAGCCAAUAUAAAAUGGGAGAACGAGGGCAAACGCAUUGACCGCGUGGUGGCGCUGUAUGAUCGUCUGUUGGCGACGCCAACCCAGGGAUAUGCCAACCAUUUUGAUCAUUUCAAAGAAGUGGCCAACAACAAUCCGGUUCAUACACUGGUCAGCAAAGAUGAGUUCCUGGAGCUGCGGGCUUAUGUGCGUGAAUCAGCGCGGAAACGUAAGGAAGAAAAAGACAAGAAACGUGCUGGGUCCCAUGAUAAGGGAAAAGAUAAAGACAAGGACAAGCAUGAUGACCAUAAGUCGUCAAAAUCGUCAAAAGAUAAGUCAGACAAACGAGACAAAAGUCAAGAACCGGAUGCGAAGGAAUCCAAAGAGGAAAAGGACAAACCCGAACCGAUGGAAACGGAAGAGGUGAAGGAGAAAACCGGCGAGGAAGUCAAAGAAGACGAGAAAGAGAACAAGGAACCGGUUGAAGAGGAAAAGACCGAAGAAAAAAUGGAACCCGAGCCAGAGGAAGAGAAGGAAGCAGAUGACCACGUAAACAGUCCCGAGGAAGCCGAAGCCAUCAAGGAUAAGAUUAUUUCACGACGCAAGAAGAUUCACAAGGCGACGGUUGCUGCCGUUACGGCGCGAUGGACCUAUGAGGAAGGCAUCAAGCGGCCAUAUUUCCACGUCAAACCGUUGGAACGUUGCCAGCUGAAGAACUGGAAGGAGUAUCUAGACUUCGAGAUCGAGCAAGGCGACGAGAAGCGCAUCUUGGUGCUGUUCGAGCGGUGUUUAAUUGCCUGUGCUUUGUAUGACGACUUCUGGCUCAAGCUGAUUCGCUAUUUGGAUUCACGGUCCGAGGAACCGGAGAUAAUUCCACGGAUCCGGGAUGCUUACGAACGGGCAUGCACGAUCCACCAUCCAGACAAACCGAACCUUCACCUUAUGUGGUCCGCGUUCGAAGAGACACAGAACAACGUUAACAAGGCGGCCGAAAUCCUCGCCAAUCUGGACAAGAUCAGUCCAAAUCUGAUACAGGUAGCCUACCGGAGGAUAAAUCUGGAACGCCGUCGGGGUGAGUUGGACAAGUGCGCUCAGUUGUACCAAACGUACCUGACAACGGCCAAGAACAAAACCAUCGCCGGCAAUGUGGUCAUCAAGUACGCCCGGUUCCUCAAUAAGAUCAAAAAAGAUCACGAUCAAGCUCAUGUGGUACUGAAGAACUACCUGGAGAAGGAUCCAUGCAACACGCGAGUGGCCCUGCAGUUGAUCGAUCUGUCGCUACAAAGGGAGACCGUCGAUGAGAAGGAAGUGGUGGAAAUUAUGGACCGUUUUAUGGGUCGCGAUGGGCUAGAACCGGACCAGAAGGUGCUGUUUGCUCAGCGGAAGGUAGAAUUUUUGGAAGACUUUGGCAGCUCGGCCAAGGGGCUGCAGGAAGCGCAGAAGGAGCUGCAGGCGAUCAUGGCCAAGGCGAACGAGGCCAAGAAGAAGCGGGAACAAUCCCCACCGAAGAAGUCAUCGAAGGAAAGUUCCUCGGCCAGUGCCGCUGUCACGGCGGCCACAUCGGCCAGCUACGCCACCGGAGGCUACGGCUACAGUGCCAGUGCCGCUCCCUCCUCGUACUACGGUGCCGCAUCCAAUCAGUACCAAUACGGAGACAGCUCAUCGUAUGGCUACAGCACUUGGAAUCAACAAUAUUCGCAGUCCGGCUAUGGAGGCUACAGCCAAUGGAGCGGUUACGGAAGCUACUACUAAGCAGUCGAUUUAGCGGUUUGCGAUGGGUUUUAGGAAUGUGCUUUUCUUAAUUUUUACGUUCGGGAACUAUACUACUUUGUUUUAUAGUGCAGUAGGGUCGAUGAGAGAGCACACUUUCCUUUUUGUAUACCUGGUAUCUUACUUAGACGACAGUCCGGAGCAUUUUUUCAUGUGCUCAGAAGGAGACUGUAGAAUACUUGUUUCUCUACACAUUUCCCCCUAAUCAAAGGGGGUAAGGACGGACUCUAGAUUUAAUAUAAUGCAUAUUAACAAAAUACGAUAGGUUUUGCGUGAUGUGUUUGGUGACCGCACCGAAUUCGAGUGAGUUCUGCUUUCAAGCACACAAAUGCGCAGAAAUAAAACAACGUUUUUUGGGGGGAUUUAGAAAUGUGACAUCUUUAUUUUAUGUUUCUUCUCUGAUAAUUUGCGAUAGUCUGGAUCUUCAGACAGAAAUAAAGCUAGCGGUUAUAUCGUGAACAAA